AUGGCCUGCAUAUUCCACAGCAGGAGGCUUUGGACCGUGGAGAAGACAGAUUCUCAGUGGACUCAAACAAGUGAUAGGGGCCUGUGUCUUCUUUCCCAUGCAGGGCUCUCUAGCUCAGAAGAGAAGCUUCCCUCUUGAACCAGCGUGAUGGACACCAGAGAUUUGAUAGUAGGAAUGAUAGUCUUAUUUCAGAGUGUGUCUGGGAUCUUGGGGAAUUGUUUUCUUCUUUCCUAUUAUUUCUUCCUUUAUUUCAUGGGGUUUCAACUGAGAUGCACAGAUUUGAUUGUCAAGAACCUGAUUGUAGCCAAUUUCUUGGUCCUGUCCUCAAGUGGAAUUCGCUACACCAUGGAAUCUUUCGGGUGGCCACACAGUCUCAGGGACUCGGAGCGUAAGUUUCUUCCCUACAUUCGUGGAGUGGGCAGGGGUAUGUCCAUUGGGACCACCUGCCUCUUGGGUGUCUUCCAGGCCAUCACCAUCAGCCCCAGGAGCUCCCGGUGGGGGGAGCUGAAAGGUAAAGCUCCCAAAUGUGUGGGCCCCUCUAUCAUCCUGUGCUGGUCUGUGAACAUGCUGGUGAAUGUCAUCUAUCCUGUAUUCAUGUUUCAUAGUUCAGACAGUAAUGCCACCUCAAACCAAAAAAGUUUUGGCUACUGUUCUGCUGUUCGUCAUGACCAAACCAUGGAUUCAGUGUAUGCUAUGCUGCUCUCCUUCCCCGAUGUGAUAUUUUUUGUGAUCAUGCUAUGGGCCAGUGGUUCCAUGGUUCUGAUCCUCUACAGGCACAAGCAGAGGGUUCAGCACCUUCACAGAACCAGAGUAUCCUCUAAAUCGUCCCCUGAGUCCCAAGCCACCCAGACCGUCCUCUUCCUGGUGAGCACCUUCAUCUAUUUCAACACUAUUUCCUCCAUUUUUCAUAUUUCUUUGUGUGUUUUCAAUGGCUCCAACUGGUACCUCUUGAACAUCAAUUCAGUCAUCACUUUGUGUUUCCCAACCCUCUGUCCUUUUCUGCUUUUGAGCCGAGAGCCUGGUGUGUUCAGGUUCUGCUCUGUCUGCGUGAGGACUAAAAGCCCCCUACAUUCUAUGAGAAAUAGCUAA
Molecule: messenger RNA, 1089 nt
Organism: Sorex araneus (European shrew)
Lineage: Eukaryota; Metazoa; Chordata; Mammalia; Eulipotyphla; Soricidae
Product: vomeronasal type-1 receptor 4-like
Biological process (GO): G protein-coupled receptor signaling pathway
Cellular component (GO): membrane
Molecular function (GO): pheromone receptor activity
Source: RefSeq, a predicted model, not a curated record